Dermatophagoides pteronyssinus (European house dust mite) is the source of this 1167-nucleotide messenger RNA. RefSeq lists its product as uncharacterized. NCBI's taxonomy places the organism in Eukaryota, Metazoa, Arthropoda, Arachnida, Sarcoptiformes, Pyroglyphidae. The record is from RefSeq and is a predicted model, not a curated record.
UCGACAGACAAAAAACAACAACAACAACAACAACAACAAAAUGUUUAACAAAAUUAUCAUUUUAACGAUAUGUUUAUUAUGGAUAUUUGAUUUAUCCGCUUGUGGUGGUGGUGGUGGUAGUUAUGGUGGAAAUUCCCGUGGUUUUAGUGGAUUUGGCAGCAGCAGCAGCAGUGGUGGUGGUGGUGGUGGAUAUAGCCGUAUGAUGGGUGGCUUUCAUUCGGCUGGUUUAGGUAUGGACAAAUUUAUUCAUCAUCAACAACAAAUCAAUAUUGGUGAUAUGAACAUUGAUCAACUUGGUGCUGGACGCCAGGUGAAAUCAUUCAACGGAUUGGGUCCGGAAUUAGCUCAUUUAGGCACCGGUAUUAGUUCUGCUAUUAGUGGCGGAAUUGGUGCUUUUAUGGGUUUACAAGCUGUUGGUGGAUCUAGUAGUGGUGGAAGUGGGUCUGGUUAUGGCGGAAGCAUGGGUGGAAGUAGCACAGGAUAUGGAGGAAAAAUGGGUGGAAGUGGUGGCGGUUAUGGUGGAAGUAUGGCAGGAUACGGAGGCGGUUCAUCAAGAGGUGGUGGUCGUAUAAAUGCAGCUGUAUUCUCAACACAAACAUUCGAAACCAAACCCGUACAAUCACAAAUUGGACCAAUCGAACCACAAAUAAUCGAAGUUGAAGGUAACGAACUACCGGUGGAAAUUGUUUUCAAAUCAUCAUCCAGUCGUAUUAAAGUACGACAAGAUCAUCGAAUGCAAGGACCAGGUGAAACUGAAUAUAAUCAAUAUGAAGAAGAACCACAUCGAUUAGUAACACAAGUUCGAAAACCAAUCAUACAAGAAGUUCGAGAAAUUAUUUCACCAAAAAGAAAAGUGAUACAAGAAAUUGAACCAGUUAUUGAAGAAAUUCAUACAGUUGUCGCUGAAGGACAAGGUGGACAUGGUAACAGUGAUUAUGGUGGAUCAGGCGGCGGAUAUGGUUCAUCAGGCGGUGGCAGCAGCAGCAGCGGUGGUUAUGGAGGAUCGAGCGGUGGAUUCAUGUCACAGCAACGUACAACCAAUUAUGCUUCAUCAGCAGCUGCUAAAGCUAAAGCUAAAGCCAAGGCAAAAGCUUAAUUUUUGCUCAUUUUUCGUCAAGUGAUCAAUCAGUGAAUUAUUCAAAUUUUUUAUUUAAAAAACAUUUUAUU